CGAGAAAAAGACACGGGCAAAGCCUCGCUUAAAAAUGAGUAAUUACUGAAAGAAGAAAAUAAUGAACCAAGAACUGAACUGAGCUGGGCUUGUAAGUUGUAACGAAGUUGAUCACUGAGAAAGAAUGGACAAGGAAGUGAAACCGACGAAGCUCGACUACUACGAAGACACGUCCAAACUUCAGUCAAAAUCGAUACUCAUUUCCGACUUCAAGGGCGAUGAUGGUAGGCGUGCAUUGAUACUGGAGUCGACAAUAUUUCAUCCACAAGGCGGAGGUCAACCUUCCGACACUGGCUUCAUCACUGCCGUCGAUUCUGACUUCAAGUUUAUUGUUCAAGAUGUUCGAUCGAAGGAUGGGAUUGUUUUUCAUUAUGGGGUCGUUGAGAGCUCUGGCGGGGAUCUUGAAAUGGUGUUAGAGAAGGGGAAGGAAGUUGCUUUAUUUGUUGAUGAGUCAAGGCGCAUACUGAAUUCCAGGCUGCACUCAGCUGGGCAUUUGUUGGAUGCAUGCAUGCAGAUUAUCGGUUUAGGGCAUUUGGAGCCAGGAAAAGGCUACCAUUUCCCUGAUGGGCCAUAUGUCGAAUAUAAAGGCUCAGUUCCUCAAAAUGAAGUGCAAACCAAAGCAAAAGAACUGGAGUUAGAAGUUAAUGCAUUAAUAUCUAGAGGAGGGAAGGUUUUUGUUGCUGUAUUACCAUAUGAAGAAGCUUCUAAACUGUGUGGUGGUUGCCUUCCUGAUUACAUUCCCAAGGGAAGCACUCCUCGAAUUGUGAAGUUGGGGGAUAAUCCUGGUUGUCCUUGUGGCGGUACACAUGUUUCUGACAUUUCAGAGAUUGUAAGCAUGAAGGUUUCUCAAAUUCGAACAAAAAAGGGAAUGACCAAAGUUUUCUACACCGUUGGGACCUAAUGCUGGGAUUAGCCUUUCAUUUCUGUUCACAGGUAUUUGAUUAUGUCAACUGGGGAGGAUAAUGAAGUGCAGGAAACAAGAACAUUGGCUGUGUUGAUCCAACUAGAAAUCAGACAUUUCCCACUUUGUGUUGUCUUCUCUUGACAGCUUUGUAGUAUUCUUGAAGGUAAAAACUUGCUUCAGAGCAUUGUUUGUCAUAGAUAAUUACUACCUCCCGUGGAGCUAUUCAGCUAAUUAAUAGACGUUAUCAUGCCA
This is a messenger RNA of Mangifera indica (mango), 1156 nucleotides long. Its product is annotated as alanine--tRNA ligase. NCBI's taxonomy places the organism in Eukaryota, Viridiplantae, Streptophyta, Magnoliopsida, Sapindales, Anacardiaceae. Bases 125 to 901 code for a protein of 258 amino acids. Gene Ontology annotation, biological process: regulation of translational fidelity; alanyl-tRNA aminoacylation. Gene Ontology annotation, molecular function: alanine-tRNA ligase activity; Ser-tRNA(Ala) deacylase activity; ATP binding. The transcript has 9 exons. The record is from RefSeq and is a predicted model, not a curated record.